AGAUGAAUCCCCAUCUGCCUGGAGCAGCGGCCUGUUUGCCUCUGCAAGGCCAAGGCCUCGCAUAGCUCCACCUCAGCUGGGACACUGCAAACUCAAGCAAAAGAAGGGGAGGCGGCUCUUCAGUGUUCACUUGCUCACGCUGUCUACAGUUGGACUAAUUUAUGUACUGUUACUAUCAGCCCCUAAACUGGCUCAAAAAGUUGUGUCCGGUUAAGCCACCUGGCGCUCCAUUGGCAGCGGGAGAAGCGUCGAGCGUGUUUUGUUCCGACUCCGCCUGCGGUUGAAGUGGUCGAGUCGAAAGGGGCAGGUGGAGGUAAUCUGAGGGCAGGGAUAUUUCCCAGGCCUUCAGUCCGCAGCACACCAGGCUGACACUCCGAAUAACGCCUGGGGGAAGCGGGUUCAUGGCAGUUAGUGGGUGUUAGUUGUCCCAGGAAGUACAGGGUCGGAGACAACUUUGCACGAAUAUAGCACCUUCUACCUAUCAAGGGCCUACUGCAGGAACAUCGCCAAUAAACAUUGACAUGUUAGGACUGAUAACCCAAAGCUUGUUCGGAGGUUCCAUCUCUUUUGAAGGAUAUUUACAUUGAGAUGAAAUGCAUGAAUUAUAGAAACAUUCAUCUAGUCGAUUACUAUUCUUUAAGGAAGGCCACUUCAGUCUACCAAAGACCUAACUCCUAUUGGCUUCAUUCAAUGCCCAACUCUAGUGAAUAUCAACCACCAAAGCCGACUGGAAACGUAAAGAGUAUCAAUGUUCUUGAUGAGCUUGCUGCUGGUGACCCACCAGGAGCUUCUAAUUCCAAUCUGUUUUCCUGUUAUGGUGCUCCAUCAUUCAGUCUAAGUUCCAGUGUGAAAGAACAUGGGCCGUGGAUGUUUCCUGUCGUCCGGGCACAGGAAGUGUUUUACAAUGUCUGUUCGGAUUAUGGUUUGCUGAACAAAGCCUCCAUUAUUGCCAGUACACCAUGCACUUCCAGUGAACCUACUGCUGUUCAGGAUGGAACAACUUCAGUUGAUGCUCCGGGACAUAAUUCUAGUUAUGUGCAACUUCAAGUUGAUCCUCCAGAUGUAACCCAUAGAGGUAAUGCAGAAAAGGUUGCUAUGCCUGUCAGCCAUGGGAAACAGCUGCUUGCCUGGGAGAUAGAUACAUCAGAUUUUAAUGUAGUAACAUCUAAAUUGAAAAGUAGAACAGGUAGCUUGAAAAAGCAAAGUACAAAAAAGAUUAAGCCGCUGGAGAAACACAACAAAAAAAAUGAUUCUUCUCCGUAUACAGUUCUGGAAGAAAUGAAACAGCGCAAGGUUUUGGAUCUUCGGAGGUGGUAUUGCAUCAGUCGUCCACAAUACAAGACUUCAUGUGGAAUAUCCUCUUUGGUUUCAUGCUGGAACUAUCUAUUUAGUACCUGUGGAACAGGAAGUCUUCCACCAAUUACCCAGGAGGAGGCUUUGCAUAUCUUGGGUUUUCACCAGCCCUUUGAAGACAUCCGAUUUGGACCCUUCACAGGAAAUGCAACACUAAUGAGAUGGUUUAGGCAGCUUAAUGAGCAUUUUCAUAUGAGAGGCUGUUCCUAUGUUCUGUACAAACCCCAUGGGAAAAAUAGAACAGCUGGAGAAACUGCUGAAGGUGCCUUACUGAAGUUAACUCAAGGCCUGAAGGAUGAAUCUAUGGCUUUUAUAUAUCAUUGCCAGAAUCAUUAUUUUUGUCCCAUUGGAUUUGAGGCUACCCCUUUAAAGGCAUCCAAAGCAUUUAGAGGCAAGCUCCCGCUUGAGGAAAUGGAAUUUUGGAUCUUAAUAGGUGAACCAAGUAAAAAACAUCCAGCUAUUCACUGUAAAAAGUGGACAGACAUAGUGACAGAUCUCAACACACAGAAUCCUGAAUACCUUGAUAUUCGAAAUCCUGAAAAGGGUAUACAAUACAGGAAAACCAAAAAGGUCGGAGGAAACUUGCAUUGUAUAAUAGCUUUCCAAAAACUGAACUGGCAAAAAUUAAGCACUUGGAUGAUGAAUAUUGGAAAUUUCAGAUGUGAACCACGUUCAAAAGUAUUAGAAUGCAAAGCCAGUAGCUCUACCACUGGUUUGGAUAGAGUUUUGAAUGAUCAUCAAGACCCAUCAAUGAAUGACAAGAGUAAUAGUGAAGGAUUUCAGCAAGCAUCUGAAUGGAACCACAUUUCAAGUCCAUAUGAAUACAGAGAUUGUGGCUCUCCUGAAAGUGAGACAGAUGAAGAGACCGUGGCUACAAUGGAGCAGAAGAACAAGGCAAUUGUAAGCAGUGUCAGGUUGGCUAGGAAGAACAAGAUGAAAGCUUACUCUGCACCUCAUCAACUAUCGGCAAUGGCCACAAUGGUGAUCCCACAGGAGAGCAAUAUGGUUAAGAGGAACUACUGCUACUCCACCAGCCUGGGAAUUCUGCUGCGGGAGGCAGCUUCACCAUCACUGAAGUCACAGAGGUGGUUGGUGGCAAUCUCCUCGAAGCAGAGCAUUAUGGGAGUUCAGGGACUGUGGAAGCUGUUGGAGUGUACAGGACAACCAACCAGCCCAGAAACUCUUGAAGGAAAAAUACUUGCUGUCGAUAUCAGCAUUUGGUUAAACCAGGCUGUGAAGGGAGCGCGAGAUCGCCAUGGUAAUUCUAUACCAAAUGCUCACCUUUUGAUUUUGCUCCAUCGACUUUGUAAAUUGUUGUUUUAUCGAAUACGGCCAUUAGUUGUAUUUGAUGGAAAGAUGCCACUACUGAAGAAACAAACUUUGGAAAACAGGUGGAAGAGAAAGGAUCUGGCAGUUAAAGACACAAAGAAAACUACAGACAAGCUAAUGAAAACUUUCUUGAAGAGGCUUGCCCUAAAAACUGCAUUUGGAGGCAAAAGUGAUGAGAUCAUCCCCAGUCUUUCUCGGGUGAGAAGAGAAGAAACUGAUGACAUUUUUAUUCUGCCUUCCUUGGCACAGAAAGAGGAAAACAGCUCGGAUGAAGAGGCAGAGAAGGAGUGGGAAGAACGGAUAAAGAAUGAAAGGUCAUUACAGAAUGAAUUUCUUGAGAAUCCUAAUUCUGUAAACAUUGAUUCAGAAGACUUUGCAAGUUUACCUCCAGAGAUAAGGCAUGAAAUCUUGACAGACCUCAAAGAAUUCACCAAACGUCGAAGAAGUCUAAUGGAGCCUAUGCCUCAGGAAUCAGCUGACUUUUCCCAGUACCAGUUGUCUGGUCUGCUUAAACGCAACAGACUUAAUCAACAUAUUGAGGGUGUUCAGAAAGAGAUGAACAAACAAUAUUGUGGGGAAGUCCAAAUGGACUGCAAUAAUGAAGGGGGAUUCUUUAAGGAUAUGGAAACCAGACGGCUUGUAUCAGAAGAUGCUUCACACUACAUUCUGAUAAAAGGAAUUCAAUCAAACAACACUGAAGAUACAGAGAGUAAUAAACAAAAUACACCAGAGAAAAUUAUUAAUUCAGCUGGUGCAGAGGCACCCUCAAAUGCUGAUUGGGAGCCCUUUAAAGAUUCAAGUUCAUCAUCGCCUCCAACAGCAAGCACAACCAAAGCUGAGAAUGAUGGUGGCUCUGCAAGUGAUUGUCCUUCUCCACGGACAAUGAUUGCUAUUGAGGCUGCCAUGUUAGAAAGUGGCUCAGAUGAUGAAAUGGCGUCUGGAGAAGAUAAGUUAUUUCCAUUUGAUUGUAGCAGCACCCUAUAUUCAACUGGUACUGCUUCCAAAAAUUUAAAUAUGUCACCAAGGGCACAUCAAGCCAUCCAGCAAGCUUUAGAAGAAAUUGAAGUAAUAAACGUUGCAAAGGAGGACAAUGGAAAUGAAUACAGCUUUACUGGAAACCAAGUAGCCAGAAGCUGCAGCUCAAAUGAUGAGCGUGAAGAUCAAGAAACAUUUGGCAGUGAUUGUGAAGUCCAUGAAAUACCACUAAGUCUAAAGACCACUCAGAGGAAACCUAUACUACCAGGAAAUGAUCAAAAUUGCAAUAUGCAAGCUAAACUUCCUGCAGCAGAAGAAAGUUCUCCAGUCAGUGCAACAGAACAAAAUAACAAUGUUACAACAGGAGAUAUAAGUGAAGUGAUUAAUAACAAACAGAAAAGUGAACAGAUAAAUUUUCAAACUUCUGAAAAUGUACAGGAGCACAGAAGUAAUGCUGAAAUGCACUUGGAUAGUAACAGCAAGAAAUGUAUUCAUCCACUUGGGACAGUUAAAUUCCUAGAAAAUAACAAUACAAACAGUGGAGCUAUUCCAAGCAUACAACAACCUUCACUUACUUCUGCUCUGGACACUCAGCCUGUUGAUGAUGUUAAAAAGCUUCUGAUAAAAGGAGAACUGGAUCUGAGGAAUUUUUGUUCUGAAAAAGAAAAACAAGACUUUGUAGAAGAAUCGUUUGAAGAUCAGAAAAAGUCUGCAAAGGAUGAAGAUCAGAGUGACUCAGAAGGUAGCUUCAUUGAAGUCAUUGAUACCAAUAAAACACCACUGCAAGAUGAGCUUUUUCCUCCUGAUAUCUUUGUACCCUUGAUUCCUGCAAAUGAAUCCACACCAAAGCUUGGUGAUGAUGCGGAAGGUAGUUUAGAAACUGCACAGAUAGUUAACGAGGAACAGUCUGCAGUUAUCGGUGAUCAUGUGGAGGAAGUUGAGAAAAUUGUUCAACAAAAUACAAAAGAGGAGCCAGAUCAGCCCAAAUGGACAAAUGUGGAAGAAGCCAUAACAGAUGAAUGGAGUGAACUAAAUCUGGGUGAAGUAGAGGAACUAGAAAACAGCUUGUUCUUGAAGCAGUCUGGCCUACAAUCUCAGAAACAACAGCAGGAGCGUGUUGCUGCCACAAUCACAGGACAAAUGUACUUGGACAUUCAGGAGUUGUUGCGGCUUUUUGGAAUUCCUUAUAUUAUUGCUCCCAUGGAAGCAGAAGCACAAUGUGCUUAUCUGGAUAUGACUGACCAAACUAGUGGAACCAUCACUGAUGACAGUGAUAUAUGGCUGUUUGGAGCACGUCAUGUGUAUAAGAAUUUCUUCAAUCAAGAUAAGUAUGUGGAAUAUUACCAGUACAUCCAUAUUCAUAACCAACUUGGCCUUGAUAGACGAAAGCUGAUAAACCUUGCUUAUUUUCUGGGCAGUGACUACACUGAGGGGAUCCCUGGUGUAGGUUACGUAACAGCAAUGGAACUGCUCAAUGAGUUCCUUGGGCCUGGACUGGAGCCACUUUUUCGCAUUCGAGAUUGGUGGACUGAAGCCCAGAAAAGUAAAAAAUUACGAGACAAUCCUAAUGAUACAAAAGUGAAGAAAAAACUGCGUCACCUGGACAUCUACCCAGGGUUUCCAAAUCCAGCUGUGGCAGAAGCGUAUCUAAAACCGGUUAUAGAUGAAUCUGAAGAAUCAUUUUCCUGGGGAAGGCCGGACCUGGAGGAGAUCAGAGAAUAUCCUUUUUUUUGUCAGAAUCGUUUUGGUUGGACUAGGAAGAAGACUGAUGAAGUACUUUUGCCUGUAAUGAAGCAACUCAAUGCCCAACAGUCACAGCCACGUAUUGACACCUUCUUCAGAGUGGAACAAUACGAGAAGCAAGCAAUAAAAAGCCAAAGGCUUCGCAGAGCUGUGACUUGUAUGUUGAGGAAAGGAGAAGAAACUUCAACAGAGGCACAAGAACCGGUUGAUGUACUGAAGGGGACUACUAACUCAGCAGAAAAGGCUCAGGAAGUUGCAUCGGGAACCAAAAACAUAUCCAGUAAUUCCCAACUAAAAUGCAGAAAGAGAAAGCAGCCAUGGAAAUCUCCAGAUCAGCAACCUGGAGGAGGUUUUAUCGGAGCGAUUCAUCUGUCUGAAAUGUCAAGCGACUCGGCAGAGGAUGAUUUUGAAUUUGAGUCAAAAAAAUAUUCUAAAACAAUGGGUUUUGUUAGAAACACUCCAGAAAAGAUGAUGAAAGAUGGAGAAGACAAAACUGUCCAUAAGAGCAGUAGCUCGAGUGAAGAGAAUGAAGAUGAUAGUAUGGUGACAGCUAAACCUGUGUUUGUAAACAAAAGAAGGAUGAAAGGUCUUAAAAUAAAGCAAAGGAUGAAAUUGAAGAAAUAAGUAUACAACAAUUCCAAUAGCCCUUUUCUGUAACUGGUAUUUCAAGCCAAUUUACAAGAAUCUACUUAAUUUGUUUCAAUGGGUGAAAUUUGAAGGCUUCUCUUAAUACAAAGCUCUUCCAAAAUCUGUUAAUUCAAUUGCUGCCUGAUAGAGGCCAAAACUCUAAUUGUAAAUUGCUUGCAUGUUGCUUAGUUGGAUUAAAUUGACAAGUACAUUUGUCACAUCCAACAGUGUUUGAAAGCCUUUUUAAGUGCUUGAUUUACUCAAGUUUCUGGGUCUAUGCCAUUGGUUAAAAGCUGCUACUUUGAAUGAGUGGUUAUCAUGUUUCAGAGUGCAAAAAAAAAUCAACUAUGUAGGGCAAAUUAAAGGCAUUUCCUUUAAUGUCUACAGAAGACACAAACACGUGCAGCAGACAAUAAAUUGGAAAAGAUGUGUGUGAAUAGGUUAUAUUGAUUAAAAGUAUACUACAAUUUUGUGGUCUUCAAGAUAUCUCCUGGGACAAAGCUAUUGCCAAAAUUUAUUUAAGCAAUAGAUCAGGUUGCACAUUAGCUAAUCCACUGCUAUUUUUUUUACACACACUCCUGUGUCUUGAAACUACUAAGUUUUGUGACAUUCUGCAAAUUAAUUUACAAAUGUGAACUGUUUUGGAAUUUAGGUCUGUGGUUGAUGGUUCCCUUUUUAGGAAUUGGAAAAUGAUUGGCAAUAAAGAAAGCACGCAUAAACACAAGCAAUAUGUUUCUGACACUU
Molecule: messenger RNA, 6771 nt
Organism: Pristis pectinata (smalltooth sawfish)
Lineage: Eukaryota; Metazoa; Chordata; Chondrichthyes; Rhinopristiformes; Pristidae
Gene: ercc5
Product: excision repair cross-complementation group 5
Exons: 27
Coding region: 589-6024 (1811 amino acids)
Biological process (GO): nucleotide-excision repair
Cellular component (GO): nucleus
Molecular function (GO): DNA endonuclease activity; single-stranded DNA binding
Source: RefSeq, a predicted model, not a curated record